CAAUCAGCGACUUACCUGCCGUUUCCUCGUUUGUCCUGCCUCCCAGGUGCUGCAUCUGUAAUCUCCGCUGUUUUUCUGACCAGAAACCAAACCCAAAUGCACUUUUCUAAACCAGUCAUCUUGGCUGUCCGUUGUCUUUACCUGUCAGGUGUCAGAUCAGGCUGUAGCUGGUGGGAAUAUUUGAUUGGCUGUUGAAAGCGAGGGCCGAGACGGUUCUGGUCGUCCGUCACCUGCUCUGACUACAAAGGAAAGUUUGUCGUUUGCCCAUGAAAACUGCAGAGUCCUGAAGACAUCAUGGACCUGGACAGCAGUAAACGGCUGGUGGUGGUGGUGCCAAAUGAGGUGUCGGUGGCCUCCCGCAGAGUGUUCAGCAGCGAGGAUGAGGCAUGGAAGAGCUAUCUGGAGAACCCACUGACGGCUGCCACCAAGGCCAUGAUGAGCAUUAACGGAGAUGAGGACAGCGCAGCUGCGUUGGGACUGCUGUACGACUACUACAAGGUUCCCAGAGAGAGGAAACGCACUGGCAGCGGUGUUGCAGUCGUGGACCCCCCCACCUCUAUGCCUAACAACUGCAGAAGCCAGGACCUGCUGUAUCACAGCUGUCAGACUCUUUUAUCCAUGCCAGUUAACCUUUCCAUGAACAGCAGUACUGCUGCAGAACUUCAUAGCUCCAAGCACAGAGCGUUGAGCGUCGCAGGAGAUGACCAAGGAGAAGAAGGGGAAGGUGAGGGUAGUCUACCACUUGCUCUGGUCAAGUCGGAGACAUCCACGGCAGUUUCUUGUUCCGGUAAUUCCUGUCAAAAGGAAUCCAAAGAUCACAUAAGGAUGGUUUAUGAGCAGAGCCGCUAUGACAUGCCCCUCGCUGGAGACCAGAAAGAUGAUCAGAGCAGCACUCCGUACAGCACGUAUGAGGACAGUGUGGAGGGAGAGAUUUAUCAGAGAAGUCCUUCCUCAGGAGUCGCUACGUCCAGCUACAGCCAACCUGGAGAUGGUUUCAGGUACAACCUGGAAGCCAACAUGUCCCUACGACCGCGACAAGGAGAAGGGCCGAUGGCUUACCUGAACCGGGGCCAGUUCUAUGCUUUGACGCUGUCUAAGGCUGGCUUCAGACCAUCUCUUUGUCAACCCAGAGGCAAGGUGUGGAUGAGUGGCACCACACAGUCCCAUGGGCUGGAUGGAUGCUCCUCCAGUGGUGAGCAGCAUGCUGUUGGAGACGAUGAUAUGCAGAGGGACAGUAUUGUACAGAGUGUGAUCAUGGUUGUUUUUGGAGAAGACAAGUCUAGAGACGAUCAGCUGAAGAAUUGGAAAUACUGGCACUCUCGUCAGCACACUGCCAAGCAGAGAGUCCUGGACAUCGCUGACUACAAGGAAAGCUUCAGCACGAUAGGGAACGUGGAGGAAAUCGCCUACAACGCCGUGUCUUUCACCUGGGAUGUGAGCGAAGAGGCCAAGGUCUUUAUCUCUGUAAACUGUCUCAGCACAGACUUCUCCUCUCAGAAGGGGGUGAAGGGGACGCCUCUGAUCAUCCAGAUCGACACCUACAGCUACAACAGCUGCAGCAGCAGGCCCAUCCACAGGGCCUUCGCUCAGAUCAAGGUCUUCUGCGACAAGGGAGCUGAGCGGAAGCUCCGGGACGAGGAGAAGAAGCAGCUCAGGAGGAUAAAUCGAACAAAAGGCAGAAGCAGCAGCUCCGGGUCGACCUCUCCCAUUAAGAGAGCUGAAAGCACUCUGUUCAGGAGCAUGCUGGACCUGGACUCCCAGCCGGUCCUCUUCAUACCUGAUGUCCACUUUGGAAACUUGCAGAGAGCAGGACAGGUGUUUGCCAUCAGCACUGAGGAGGUAGUCGCCGACAGAGGAGGUCCCCUGAAGAGGACGUCAUGUCAGGAUGACGUCUGUCCAUCUCAGCCCAAGAAGACCAAAGUGGAGCAGGAAAGGAAAGUGCUGCUGUACGUGAGGAAGGAGAGUGACGAAGUGUUUGAUGCUUUGAUGCUGCGCUCCCCGACCCUCAAAGCCCUGAUGGAGGCUAUUUCAGACAAAUAUGCAGUUCCUGUUAACAAGAUGGCCAAAGUUCACCAAAAGAGCAAGAAAGGGGUUCUGGUGAACAUGGACGACAACAUCGUUCAGCACUACUCCAACGAGGACACCUUCAUCCUGUCUUUAGAGUGCUCGGCCGACUCUUGGUGUGUGACUCUGUCAGAACUUUGACUCACCUGGACCUCGUGACCCGGUCCGGUCCAGUCCGAGAGGAUCCCUGCUGGACAAGGCCGGGGGACGUUUUAUGACGGCGGUUAGUUUUAAAGGACAGAACCAGACAGUCAGCAGGGUUUGCUGUAGAAAGCUUCAGCCAGCACCUCCUCCAUGUUUGGUAGACGACCUGCAGCCGGAGCCUAAAGGGAUCCUUUCUUCCAAUCUGUGUAGCUGUGGUGAAAUAGUGUGACAUCACUAACAAACUCCCAGGAAGUGCAGUAAAAAGCAGCUGAGACUGUGAUCGAACCCACAUCAACACCACCAGGAUGGAAGCAGCAGGGGCUCCUCUGCGCCCCGUUUCCUCCGUCAGGGGCUGUAAAUAACCGGAUGACUCGGUGGAAGUUGUUUUUGACACUGAAAGGGGAAAAUGUUCUCUAAAGUAGCUUAAUGCAGUCGCUAACGUUUUCAACCAGCACAUUUUCAGACGUUCCAGGUCCUUGGAGACCAAACUGCCUGGUGCGUGUGUGUUGCUAUUACGGUUGUUAUUAUUUAUACCUGUUUUGUUUUGAGCUCAGAGACCAGAGUUCAACCCUCUAACAGGGUUUUUAAUUCAAAUGUAAAUUCUUAAUAAAUCUAGUUUUCCA
Messenger RNA from Nothobranchius furzeri (turquoise killifish), 2831 nucleotides. Its product is annotated as grainyhead-like protein 2 homolog. Gene Ontology annotation, molecular function: RNA polymerase II cis-regulatory region sequence-specific DNA binding; DNA-binding transcription activator activity, RNA polymerase II-specific. Gene Ontology annotation, cellular component: nucleus. Gene Ontology annotation, biological process: neural tube development; regulation of transcription by RNA polymerase II; brain development. The record is from RefSeq and is a predicted model, not a curated record. Lineage: Eukaryota; Metazoa; Chordata; Actinopteri; Cyprinodontiformes; Nothobranchiidae.